Messenger RNA from Canis lupus familiaris (dog), 4032 nucleotides. Its product is annotated as alcohol dehydrogenase E chain. The transcript has 9 exons. The record is from RefSeq and is a predicted model, not a curated record. Gene Ontology annotation, biological process: retinol metabolic process; retinoic acid metabolic process. Gene Ontology annotation, molecular function: zinc ion binding; all-trans-retinol dehydrogenase (NAD+) activity. Gene Ontology annotation, cellular component: cytosol. NCBI's taxonomy places the organism in Eukaryota, Metazoa, Chordata, Mammalia, Carnivora, Canidae. Bases 238 to 1365 code for a protein of 375 amino acids.
GAAACUGACAUAUGCAAACAAAGUCAAGGUUUGAAAGCUGGCUCACUGCUCUUUUCUUUCUGAUUUGAUUUGGUUUAAGAAUAAGCUGAUGGGUGUGGCUUAAAGACCCCAGAUGCUCUGAGAGGAACAGGUUGUUGCUCAAGCAAAGUACCUGUGUAAGAUAUCAGCUUUAUGUACUCAAGCAGAAAACAGUCUAUAGAAGUCACCAGUCUCCUGGCCUGAAAAGAAAACGGAACCAUGAGUACAGCAGGAAAAGUAAUCAAAUGCAAAGCAGCUGUGCUAUGGGAGUUAAAGAAACCCUUUUCCAUUGAAGAGGUGGAGGUCGCACCCCCUAAGGCCCAUGAAGUUCGUAUUAAGAUGGUGGCCUCAGGAAUCUGUCGCUCUGAUGAUCACGUGGUUACUGGAGCGCUUGUUGUGCCUCUCCCCAUAAUCUUAGGCCAUGAGGCCGCCGGCAUUGUGGAAAGCAUUGGAGAAGGAGUGACUACAGUAAAACCAGGUGACAAAGUCAUUCCACUCUUUACUCCCCAGUGUGGAAAAUGCAAUGUUUGUAAACACCCGCAAGGCAACCUCUGUGUGAAAAAUGAUCUGAGCAAACCUCGGGGGACCUUGCAAGAUGGUACUAUCAGGUUCACCUGCAGAGGGAAGCCCAUCUACCAUUUCCUUGGCAUCAGCACCUUCUCCCAGUAUACGGUGGUGGAUGAGUUUUCAGUGGCCAAGAUCGAUGCAGCCUCACCACUGGAGAAAGUCUGUCUCAUUGGCUGUGGUUUUUCUACUGGUUAUGGGUCUGCAGUCAACGUUGCCAAGGUCACCCCAGGCUCCACCUGUGCCGUGUUUGGCCUUGGAGGAGUCGGCCUGUCUGUUAUCAUGGGCUGUAAAGCAGCCGGAGCAGCCAGGAUUAUUGGGGUGGACAUCAACAAAGACAAGUUUGCAAAGGCCAAAGAGGUGGGUGCCACUGAGUGCAUUAGCCCUCAGGACUACAAGGAACCAAUCCAGGAGGUGCUGAAGGAAAUAAGUGGUGGCAGUGUGGAUUUUUCAUUUGAAGUCAUUGGGCGGCUUGACACUAUGGUGGCUGCCUUGUCCUGCUGUCAAGAGUCAUAUGGUGUAAGCGUUAUUGUAGGAGUACCUCCUAAUUCACAAAGUCUCUCUAUGAACCCCAUGUUGCUAUUGACUGGACGUAGCUGGAAAGGAGCAAUUUUUGGUGGCUUUAAGAGUAAAGAUUCUGUCCCCAAACUUGUGGCUGAUUUUAUGGCUAAGAAGUUUCCGCUGGAGUCAUUAAUAACCCACGUUUUACCUUUUGAAAAAAUAAAUGAAGGAUUUGACCUGCUUCGCUCUGGAAAGAGCAUUCGUACCGUCCUAACCUUCUGAGACCUUACAAAUGCCUUCACUAGCAGUAGUCUUUUGGCUCCAGCACCUCCUGGAAAAGUGAACCAAACAUCAUUAAUUCUGUUCUUCAGAAAUGCAAUCAAUUAAUCAUACAUGGGUGCUUUCCAAAAGAAACAAAAACUGAUGUGAAAUCCUUUUUUUAAGCCAAUGUUGAAAAUUCAAGUGAGAGCUAAAUGCACCGUUAGCUGCAGAGUUGAGUCCAGAAAACUUUCUUUCUUAAUCAUUCUUCUCAUGUUGAUUUAUGGCAUCUUUCUCAUUGAGGGAAAAGUCUGUAUUUCCUUGACUUCUUGCACUUUUUGUACCCUUGCCACCCUUAGUCACUGAAACCCAGGGGAGGAGGUCCCCAUUAUACUUGCCCGCCAACAUACACAUGAUGAGCUACUGCACUUGAACUCUACUAUGUCUAUUUCCACUGUCUGUAUUUUUCUUUAUAUGAAAUGUACCAAAGCCCAAGGGGAAGCUAUUGUCUGAGAAAGGAUACACUUAGAUUUACAAGUAGAGAAGAUCUAGAACUUCUAUAUACAGGGAAUUUCAUUUUUAAAAAAAAUUGAAGUGUAGCUGACACACAAUCUUAUAUUAGUUUCAGAUGUACGACAUAGUGAUUCAACAUUUAUGGAAUUAUGAAGUGAUAAUCACGAUAAAUCUACCAUCUGUCACCAUUCACAGUUAUUACCAUAUUAUUAACUAUAUUUUUAAGUGCAAGAAAUUUUUUAGGGAAAUGUCACAUCUUUAUAUGACAGAGGGAAGUACACUUACUGCUUUUUUUCAUACUGUUUGCAGUGAAUAUAUUCUUUUAAACAGAAGUAGUUUCAUGCUACAUGUGAUAAAUAUGAGAUUCAGAUAUUAAGUGUGAAAACUGAACUAUUCCUGGAACCAUAUUCAAAAAUCUGUAAUUUUUUGUGCUUUAUUGGCUAAAUAUUUAGUUAAUUAUUAUAAUUAAUUGAAAAUUAAUUAUUAUAAUUAAUGAAAACUAAAUAUUUAGUUAAUUAUUAUAAUUAAUUGAAAAUUGAGUCAUAAAAUAAUUAAAAAAUAAUAUGGUGACUUGAAGUGUAGGGAUUGUACUAAAGUAACUGUGCACACAAUAUGUAAAUGGGUAACUAAGAAAUGGACAAACAUCCAAAACAAUAUAUUUUCUGAGGAAACAUAUAUGCAUAUACAGAUGUGCAUUUUUAAUCUAGAACUUCUCUAUUAACUACCAUGUCUUAAAUCUAUAAUCCUGAAAUUAAUUUAAUUUUUUGAAUAAAUAAGAGCAUAUGGUACUCAUUUGCUCAUGCUUUCCCACUCUCAAGGGAAGAUUUGCAUUUUAAGCUUCAUCUCUAAAUGUACAUAAAAGGCUUAUUUCUUUAAGGGAUUUUGUCUCUCUCCAAAAGUGUUGUUUCUGUGUCUACAAUUUGUUGAUAUUGUGGAAAGGACUUUGGACUUAGAGCAAGUGGCUAAUGAUCUAUCACUUAAUGGUGACCUUCAGGAAGAGUUACUCAACUUCUCUGAGCCCACUUCAUCCUUUGUUUUAAAGAAUUACUCUAAACACAGGACCACAAAAACUUUUUGUUGUUGUUUUAAAAUGUAAAAGAUUAAUUUAGUGCCUUGGGCACACUUUUGAUUGUAGAGGAUAUAUGGCGUCAGCACUGACAGAUCAUACAGAUACAAAGAAUUCUAGCUAUGACAUAUUAAAGGUUCGUGCCAGUUCUGCAGAACAGCCUUUUGAAAGAUACUGCAGGGGCCUCAGAGCAGCAUGCUUCAGAAGGAGGUUCUCCAUAGGUUGAAAUGCCAAAAACCUAAAACCUAUAUGCUGACUCACAUAAUUUGGUCCAUCGUAACUGAGCCUUUACUAUUAAAACCAAUGAUUCAGUAUUACACAUGUACUUUGCCCAGCAGUGCCACACUCUCACCAGGUGAUUCUGGGUUACCUGCAGACCAAGGCAGAGAAGACAAUACCUGUCAACACCCCUAUCUGACAGAUGGUUCACAGUCUCAGACCAACCCUACAGUCACAAUGAUAGUGAAAGGAGAAAAGGGGGAUUGCCUUUUCACCAAUGUAGAAAUGGGGAGGGGAAAGUAGAUGGCAACCAAAAUGUGAAUCAGUGUGAUACAAUGAUGCCUGUGUCAGCUGGGCUUUUGCUGAACAAACCAGCAACUCUUAACAAUCAGCACCACUUCGCCUGGACACCCCUGAGGUCUUAGUCCUGUCCAGUAGUCAGCCUGUCCAUUGUACUUCUGUGUGCCUGCCCCCUACUGUCUGUGUGAGGUACAUCUGAUAUAUUCAUUCCCAUGAAAUAAAUUGCUAGCAAACUAACUUUUUAACUACUGAAAAAGAGAUUAAAAACUUUUACUUAAGCCAUGCUCAAAUUAUGGACUGUAUUUCUUAUUUUUAGAAAUCAAUCUUUACCUUUAAAAUUUUAAAAGAAAAAAACAGAUACUGAUAAAGUUUCCAUGUACAUGUGUUCUCUUCUCUUCAUGCUGCCAGCAAGCCACAUCAAAAGCCAUAAAAAAAAGUGCUCAGGUAUAUGUGUAAAUCAGAAAGUGAUUUAUUUACAGAUCAAAGUCUUUGUUUCAUGGAGCUACCAAACUUUUUCAUUCUACACCUGAAACUAAUAUUACACUGUAUGAUAACUAACUGAAAUUUAAAUAAAAACUUGGGGGAAAAAUUCA